Messenger RNA from Solanum dulcamara, 2255 nucleotides. RefSeq names its product COBRA-like protein 7. Gene Ontology annotation, cellular component: membrane. Lineage: Eukaryota; Viridiplantae; Streptophyta; Magnoliopsida; Solanales; Solanaceae. The record is from RefSeq and is a predicted model, not a curated record. Gene Ontology annotation, biological process: cellulose microfibril organization. The transcript has 2 exons. Bases 48 to 2009 code for a protein of 653 amino acids.
ACAUAUAUAAUAAUACUCAUUCAAUCCAAAAGCACAUUCAAAGAAACAUGGCACCCAUCACAUUUUUCUCUCUCUUUCUCCUCCUCACCGCCUCCUCCCUUCAUGUCGCCUCUCAAACAUCUCCUGUCGCUGAUGCUCCGGCACCGGCAUCCGAUGACUGCAACGGUAUAUUCUUGCAGUAUGUCUUCACAUCCGGAUCCAAAAUCAAACCCACUUUGAAAUCCAAUCCAUCUCUUCAACCCUACAAGUUUCAGUCUAUUCUCAGCAUAAUUAACAACGGGCUUGACGAACUCAAGUUAUGGAGGGUCUUUGUUGGGUUUCAACAUGAUGAGCUUUUGGUUUCUGCUUCUAAUGCUGUUCUUGCUGAUGGGUCUUCAUUUCCUGCUUCAGUUGGUAAUGGUACUGUCUUUGCUGGAUUUCCGGCCUCAGAUCUUAAGACUGCUGUUCAAACUGCUGGAGAUACUUCACAGACGAGUGCGCAAAUCAAAAUUUUGGGUACCCAGUUUGGAGUUGGCUCUCCUAAUGUACCAAUGCCCUUGAAUAUCUCUUUGGAAAAUGAUGGCUUUAGUUGCCCUAAACCUUCUAUGCAAGGAAAGAGUGUUAUGCAAGUAUGCUGCACUAAAAACUCAGAUUUCAAGACAAAUCUGACAGUGGGUGAGAAAUUUAGUCCACGCCAAGAUGGGGAUCUUACAAUUAUGUAUGAUAUCCUAAGAACAUAUGAUUCAAAUUACUGGGCACAGGUUACCAUAGCAAACCAUAAUCCCCUUGGCCGCCUUGACAACUGGAAGCUAAGUUGGGACUGGAUGAAGGAUGAGUUUAUUUGGGAAAUGAAAGGCGCUUAUCCCUCUGUUGUUGAUACUUCUGAGUGUGUUUUUGGGCCACAAGGGAAAUUUUAUCAAAACCUUGACUUCUCUACUGGAUUGAACUGUGAGAGAAGGCCAACACUAAUUGAUCUGCCUCUGGAAAAGACCAAUGACACAAAGUUGGGAAUGAUACCUUUUUGUUGCCGGAAUGGGACGAUCUUGCCACCUGCUAUGGACCCAAGCAAGUCUGUUUCAGCAUUCCAGAUGAAUGUCUUUAAAAUGCCUCCAGAUCUCAAUCGCUCCUCGUUCACGCCUCCACAGAAUUGGAAGAUCGAAGGCAGACUGAAUCCAGAUUAUAAAUGUGGACCACCAGUACGUGUAAGCCCCACCCAAGUCCCUGAUCCUAGCGGAUUGUUACCUGAUACAGCAGUAUUUGCUAGCUGGCAAGUUGUAUGCAACAUCACUCAACCAAAAGGAGCUAGCCCCAGAUGCUGUGUAUCUUUCUCUGCUUUCUACAAUGAAUCUAUCAUUCCUUGUCCAACAUGUGCCUGUGGUUGCCCUUCUAAUACCGCUCGUACAUGUAGUACGAAAGCUCCCGCUCUUCUCCUACCAUCUCAGGCUCUUCUGGUUCCAUUUGACAAUAGAACCAAGAUGUCCCUUGCCUGGGCUGAUAUUAAUCAUCUUCCAGUUUCAAACCCAUUGCCAUGUGGAGAUAACUGUGGUGUAAGCAUCAACUGGCAUUUGUUCACAGACUAUAGGGGAGGAUGGUCUGCCAGGAUCACCAUCUUCAACUGGGAGGAUGCUUCUUUUGCUGAUUGGUUCACUGCAGUGGAAUUGGACAAAGCAGCGCCUGGUUUUGAUGCAGUGUAUUCAUUCAACGGAACUAUGUUAGACGGGGUUAAUAAUACCAUAUUCAUGCAGGGCCUUCCGGGCUUGAACUAUAUAGUAGCAGAAACAGAUGGAGCUAAUCCAGAGAAAGAUCCCCGAGUACCUGGGAAACAACAAUCAGUAAUCUCAUUCACAAAGAAGAAUAUCCCUGGCAUCAACAUUCCUGCUGGUGAUGGGUUCCCAACAAAAUUUUACUUCAAUGGAGAAGAGUGCUCAUUACCAAAGGUACUCCCAACAAGCAGUUCAUGUAGAAUAUCUUCAUUCACUGUCACUACUUCCAUACUAGCAGUUUUGGUUUUCAUGUUGGUGCGACAAUAGCAGUGGGAUGCAGCGUUUUCUCUUCAUUUCAUACCUGCCAAUUGAUUCAUUCUUUAGAUUUUGCAACCAGGUUUUAAUGCUGGUUGACCAAUCUUUCAAUCAGUUUGUCAGAUUAUGUCAAUGUGUAUUCAGGGGCAAGUUUUGAUUUGUAACUAUUGCUUACUCUGGAAUUCCUUUUCCAGACAAUAUUUUACUUUAACGUUAAUACCUGUAUAAUUAGCACAUAAGAAAACCUCAGUUUGUUCA